Salvia miltiorrhiza (redroot sage) is the source of this 1339-nucleotide messenger RNA. RefSeq lists its product as uncharacterized. NCBI's taxonomy places the organism in Eukaryota, Viridiplantae, Streptophyta, Magnoliopsida, Lamiales, Lamiaceae. The transcript has 6 exons. The record is from RefSeq and is a predicted model, not a curated record. The coding region runs from base 163 to 981 and encodes 272 amino acids.
AGCAAAAUCAAAGUUUAAUUUCCCGGGAAGAGAAGAUGCGUAUUAAGGCUGUAUAGAGUUCCAUAAAUUACGCCAACUCACAAUUUGGCAUCAAAAAAUUUGUAAUGCCAUCUCCAUAGCCAAACUCUUCUUCAAUUCCAUCGCAAAAUCUCCCAAUUCGCAAUGGAUUUCUGGCUGAGAGCUCGGGAAUUCGCGGAGGAGGCGGCCAAGAAAUCGCAGCAGUUCACGCAGGGACUCGGCUCCGCCGGUUUAUCCGGCGUCGUGUCGGAGGCGUCAAAGCGCUCCAAGGAGCUGGCGGCCGGGGCGUCGAAGCUGUCGCAGGAACUCGCCGCAGACGCUCUGAAGCGCGCCGAUGAGAUCAAGGCUCACAUUCCUCCCGCCGCCGUGGUUCUGAACGGUCUCGUCGAUUCCGCUCAGAAGGCCGCCUAUGACCCUGCUGAUCUGGAGAGGUUCGGUGUUACGGAUGAGUUGAGGGAGUUUGUGAGAGGCAUUACGACGAAUACCUUCCGUGAUUUCCCGCUUGAAGAUGAGUCAAAAGUGUCUGAUAUUCCUACUGUCUCAAAUGUUCGGCAAGAUCUCACAGAGUGGCAAGAAAGGCAUGCCAAGCUUGUUCUUUUGACAGUGAAGGAAAUCUCAAAGCUAAGGUAUCAACUUUGUCCACGUGUGAUGAAGGAAUGGAAGUUUUGGAAGAUCUACUUCAUUCUUGUUAACAGUCAUGUGGCAAUAUAUGAGAAACGCUAUAUGGAAGUUGUAAAGCUCAAGGCAGCUGAAAAUGUUACAGAUGCUGAGGUUGAGGGAACUUCAUCAAGUGUAAGAUCUGAAAGAGCAGAUGAGAUUUUAAAACCAAAAAGCAAUACUCAGAAGUCAGCAUCUGCUGACAAGGAUCUGGAUGUAUUUCUUCUUGGAGACCUUGAGGACAGUGAUGAUGGUCCAGAUGAUGGGAAUGAUGGCUCAGAUGAUGAUGGCUUUGAAAAACUAUAACUAGGAGGAUGAUAAAGAAUCUCAGUGGAAAGGGUUGCAUACAAUAAUACUGGUGCUUCUUUGAGAUGGGUAUUAAAGCAAUUCUAAGGAAAGGGUAGAAAUCAUGAUGCUACUCAUAAUUCAACUGCUGCAAAAUUUAUUCAAACUAGUAAAUCCCACAUUCUCUUGUUUCAAUUGAAUACAUUGAGACUGUUCAUAUUUCUAUUUUUGGUGUCAAUCUCUCUACUUAAUAAUCUUUUUCUUUGUGUAAAGGGUUGUUGGAGGGGAACUUGGGAUUUGAUCGUCGUUGAUGUAAUAUGUAAUUCAUAGCCUUCCUUUUCCUAUCAUAUGAAAGAAUUGCUGACAAUCAUUGGUCAAA